GUGUGUACACCCAAUAGUACAGGUGAUUGUCUUCCUAUCAGACGGUUCAGGACGCUCUCUAGUAAACGGCUUUUCUUAGCAACAGAAAAAUGUCUUCCGUUCAGCCACAGCUCGAUUAUUUGAUGGCCUAUUGGAAUAAACCUUGUGUAAUCACAUACCCAAUUCCUCCAUACUUAACACUUCGGAUGAACAUAGAUUUUCAUCAGGGUCCUCCGUUCCCAAGACCUAGAUUGUUGUUGAAUAAGAUCAGAAAGUUUUCUUCAGCAAAAGAUGGGAGAUAUUCUAGGCCCGAUGGAGAAGAAGACAUGCGAUUACCUGGAAGGCCCUAUGAAAAAGAAAAAUUUGCAAAAGAAAUAGUCUAUAGAAAAACAGGAAGCGAUCAAACAUCUCAAAUUUAUGAUGCGAGAAACAAAUUGAUCGAUUUUUUUUUUUGGGAUAACCCUCAACCUGGACAAAUGGCCUUCCAUAAACAAAAUUCAGAAGAAAGAGAUGGGAGAUAUUAUAGGCCCGAUGGAGAAGAAGUCUUGCGAUUACCUGGAAGGGAAGUCUAUAGAAAAAGAACCAGCCAAACAUCUCAAAUUCAUGAUGACCCCUCAUAUUGGCUAAUGGCCACCCAUAAACAAAAUUCAGAUGGAGCAAAGUUUGUAAUUACAAUUUAUGGUCCUCAAUACAUAACAAUUCCAGUUACUUUGAAAAUCGAAGACAGAAACCUUUACCUCGCCUGCAUUAAUGGAGUCCUGACACUAGAGGACCCGAACGACAACGGUGAAACCCUUGACACAAUACAAGGCUCAACAAAAAGGUUUCUGUUUUUACGACCAAGACCAAACGGCCAAAUUGUUACGUUUGAGUCAGUUAUGUCCCCAAAAAUGUUCAUCUCCACCGACAUGAGUGAAACAUCUCCAGUAGAGAUGUCGAAAAGUUCGGAUCAGGCAAAGAUUGUCGGUUUUUUUAUUGAUAAAGAAGUUCGCAGCUUUAAUAGGGUUAGAAAUAAUAAUCGUUCUAUGCAAGCACCAAUGGAGAUACCGGAAUGCUUACAAGAAUAUAACCAACAGUUGGGGAAUACUUAUGAAAGGUUUACAUACAGACCCUAUGGAAUAUUGGGUUUUGGUAGACUAGACAUUUAACCACUUAAAACGAAUGUCCCCCAAGGAAAACUUUUUUUUUUUAAAUGGCAAAAAAAAAAA
Rana temporaria (common frog) is the source of this 1187-nucleotide messenger RNA. RefSeq lists its product as uncharacterized. The record is from RefSeq and is a predicted model, not a curated record. Bases 90 to 1127 code for a protein of 345 amino acids. Gene Ontology annotation, molecular function: cytokine activity. The transcript is spliced from 6 exons. Lineage: Eukaryota; Metazoa; Chordata; Amphibia; Anura; Ranidae. Gene Ontology annotation, biological process: cellular response to lipopolysaccharide; inflammatory response; positive regulation of gene expression.